This is a messenger RNA of Arabidopsis thaliana (thale cress), 1356 nucleotides long. Its product is annotated as S-adenosyl-L-methionine-dependent methyltransferases superfamily protein. The coding region runs from base 29 to 1138 and encodes 369 amino acids. The transcript has 10 exons. The record is from RefSeq and is marked reviewed. Lineage: Eukaryota; Viridiplantae; Streptophyta; Magnoliopsida; Brassicales; Brassicaceae.
GAUCCUCGGAGCUUGACACGGUGAAGUCAUGGCGGCGGAGACGGAGGCAGAAUCACAGUACCUUAAUGUACUCUCUGCUUUCCUCGCCAUCGAACCGGUGGACUCCGUCAUCACUCUCGCUAGAGGGUGCACUGGAGGAUCAAUUACUGAGAACGCCCAGAGAUUUUUCUGGGAAAUUUGCGUUGAAGCUGCUGCGAAUGGUAACGGAUCAUACGCGAAGAAGUUACUGAAGAAACUCAUAAAUGAAGUUGAGUUAGAGAAUGGUGAAGUAUUGGAUGAAGUGUAUGAAGAGUAUGCUCUUUACAUGUUAACUUCUAAGGAAGAUAUAUUGGUGAAAGAAAACAUAAGGAUAACCAAAUUCAUUUCUUUUCUUUUCCCUGAAGGUUCGUACAAACACCCGAGUUGUCCAAGGUCGAGGAAAUUAGUUAUUCCGCUGCAUUGUUCGUUGAACAUGCUUGAAGGAGAUACCGGGUGUUCCAUCUGGCCAUCGAGUCUGUUUCUGUCAGAAUUUGUUUUGUCAUUUCCAGAGUUAUUCGCCAAUAAAGCCUGUUUUGAGGUUGGUUCUGGAGUUGGUAUGGUCGGGAUUUGCCUUGCACAUGUAAAGGCCAAAGAGGUGAUACUAACAGACGGAGAUCUUUUAACUUUGUCUAACAUGAAGCUUAAUUUGGAGAGAAAUCACUUAAACUAUGAUGACGAGUUUCUCAAACAACCCGGAGAAGCUCAGAGUACACGAGUUAAAUGCACUCAUCUUCCAUGGGAAACUGCAUCGGAAAGUGAACUAAGCCAAUAUCGUCCAGAUAUUGUUCUAGGCGCAGAUGUAAUCUAUGAUCCGUCAUGUCUCCCUCAUCUACUUCGGGUGCUAGUAGCCCUUUUAAAGAACCCACCCAAAAGAGGAAAUGGCUCUCUCGAGACUGAAGACAGAGACACGACACAAGAAGAACACAGUCCCGCGGUGGCUUAUAUCGCAUCUGUGAUCCGCAAUGUAGACACUUUUAAUGUGUGCUUGACACUUGCAGACCAAAUGGACCUUUCCAUCACAGACGUGACCGCAGAACUUACGCCUCGCUUUGAGCUUUUACCAUAUAUGCAUUCGUAUGACCGCUCAACCGUUCGGCUCUUCUCCAUAUCCUCCAGAUAAUGUAAUUCUUUCAGAAGCAAUUUAGUUUCUUUACAAUUGAAAUCAAAUAUUCCUGGACCGUUAUUUCGAAACAUAUUCCAAGAUGGUUGUUGGUUGGUCAGGUCGAAGGUUUGGUGGUUGAAAUCGCGGUUAUUAGCAUUUCAUGUGUUUGCGGAAAUGUGUAUGUUGAUCUUAGAUUAAGGGUUAUAUAUACAACCGCUAAACGCAAUCACUGGUUG